This is a messenger RNA of Photinus pyralis (common eastern firefly), 2471 nucleotides long. It is a transcript of the gene pdm3, whose product is annotated as POU domain, class 6, transcription factor 1. Gene Ontology annotation, molecular function: RNA polymerase II cis-regulatory region sequence-specific DNA binding; DNA-binding transcription factor activity, RNA polymerase II-specific. The transcript has 11 exons. Gene Ontology annotation, biological process: regulation of transcription by RNA polymerase II. The record is from RefSeq and is a predicted model, not a curated record. NCBI's taxonomy places the organism in Eukaryota, Metazoa, Arthropoda, Insecta, Coleoptera, Lampyridae. The coding region runs from base 47 to 1765 and encodes 572 amino acids.
GGACAGUGACAGAGAAAGCAGUAUUAGCUCGCCCGAACCAGGCUCUAUGAUGGGAAUGGACGGAGACACAGAUUACUAUAGACCCCAGAAACUAAUUCAAAAUUGUAUAGAUUCAAGUCAAAAAGAACAUCGGAUAUCACCGCCAAUCACCUCAACGGCUCACCUCAAUGGAACCAUGGCUGGAUUUUCCUUUCAAAAUUAUCAAAACUUGGCUUCCAUGCAGCAAACUCUUCCACAGGCAGCUUCUUUAACGAGUGAUAUGGCUUCCGCCUCAAGUCCAGUGGCAAAUGCACCUCUUAAUCUAAGCGUAAACGCCACAGCGACAAAUUGUGGUAAAAAUUCUCCCUUGGAUAACAGUCUAUUAUGUGGCACUCUUCCCUCGCAACAGAACAGUUCAACUUUACCUUCUUCUCUAGCAUCGCAGCAACCGGCUCCGAUGCCUCAAUUUAUUUUGGCAUCCGGCCAAUUGGUACAGGGCAUCCAAGGGGCGCAGCUACUCAUUCCUACUUCCCAAGGUUUAGCCACGCAGACAAUCUUAACAAUUCCGGUGAACCAUGUAAAUAGCAGUGAUCAAAUGGUUAAUUUAGCUUUAAGUAAUGGACAGGUCGUCACAACAUCCUUAGCAAACUUACAAAGCAUGGCACAAACGAACUUGCUUAACCAACCAAAUAAUUCGGCAGCGACAACAAACGGCAAUAUUACUCCAAGUUUACUUAAUCCGACAGCACUAUCGCACCUGAUCGCAAACGGAUCCGCUCAACAGUUCCUCCAAACCUUACCUCAAAUGUUGAGCAGCCCGCAUCCCACCAACCAAUCGGCUCUGAUAAACCCGUUAACCCCCAACUUACUUCCAACUCCAUCCCCCAUACUUCCAACGCCUCCAACUCAAUCGUCCUCGCAGCCCGUUCACAGAAAUCACCUGAUCAACCAAAUAAAUCCAAACCAGUACGAUAGUAAGGUCCACCAAGCCAACAUACCCAGAGGUAGCUCAUCGCCAACGGCCGGCAACUGCAUAAAUCGGGCACCGACAAGCAACGGCGACCUCUCGAUAGCAUCGCACGGCUCAAACUCUAGUCAAAGCUUAAAAAGAUCUCCGUCCUCUCUGAGCUUAUCGCCGAGCUGCAAUGAUAAUUCAACGGCGGAUUUAUUAGUAGACUCCCCGAAUCAGCCAACAAUAAAUCAAACUAACAGUAACGUUGUUGACGGAAUAAAUUUAGACGAGAUUAAGGAAUUUGCUAAAGCAUUUAAACUUAGAAGACUUUCCUUAGGAUUAACGCAAACUCAAGUAGGGCAAGCUUUAAGUGUUACCGAAGGCCCGGCGUACAGUCAAAGCGCUAUCUGCAGUGCCCUGGCCUCUCAGAUGAUUGCCGCCGCGCAGCUUUCCUCUCAGCAGCAAGCCAUGUUUGAAAAAUUAGAUAUUACGCCCAAAAGUGCGCAGAAAAUUAAACCUGUUUUGGAGAGAUGGAUGAAGGAAGCUGAGGAAAGUUUUUAUUCCAGAUAUAAAAGUGGACAGAACCAUUUGACAGAUUUUAUUGGAGUUGAGCCGUCGAAGAAACGAAAAAGAAGGACGUCGUUUACCCCACAAGCGCUCGAGCUACUUAACGCACAUUUUGAAAGAAAUACGCAUCCUUCAGGUACGGAAAUCACCGGACUGGCACAUCAGCUGGGCUACGAGAGGGAGGUUAUAAGGAUAUGGUUUUGUAAUAAAAGGCAAGCACUCAAAAAUACGGUCCGAAUGAUGUCGAAAGAAAAUUACUAUCAUUGAAUCUAAUGAUAAAUCAACAAAUGACCAAAAUGUGUGAUGUCUAUGCCAGCUACAAUCUAUUGUAACAUAGAAAAUAAAUGCAAUUUGUACAUUUCCACCUAAAUUAAGAAGAUUUACAUUCAAGGUAGAACUCAUUAUCUUAAUUGCAUUUUAAUUACAUCAUUAAUAUUGUGGCUAUAUUAGGAGUCCUGUGUUAUUAUUUUAAUUGACCUCCGUCGACCUUUUGUUAAAACAAUCACUCACUCAUUUGUGUUUGUUUAACUGAUUUUAAUGCAAAAAAAUAACUGUAUUGUGAUAUGGCCUCAUCCAUUUAUUAACUGGAUCUUCCAAUAUUUAUUUUUCAUUUUUUCUAUUGCGUAUUAUAAAAUAUCUACUAAAUCUACUUAUACUUGUAAGCGUUAUUUAUUUUAUUUGUUUUUCUUUUCGUAUUUAUUAUAAUAUUAAGUAGAGGAUUUUAAAUCCUUGAAUGAAACCAAAGUUCCUAUUAGUGAGUAAGAGUAAAUGUUGUAAAUAUUAGAUAUCUAAAUUUUUAGGAUAUGUCUUCUCUAAAGUCUGUGUCAGAUAGAAUAGUUGCGAAUUAUUACUAGCGAUACCUCGAUAUAGUGUGAAUGACAAAUUGUAAAUGUUCUUGUGAUGUAGCUGUAUUAAAGAGUAAACAAUCAUUGUGCUAAGUAAAACGUUUAAUAAGAAACUAUCGUGUUCUCUC